This is a messenger RNA of Hypoxylon trugodes, 1475 nucleotides long. RefSeq lists its product as uncharacterized. The transcript has a single exon. The coding region runs from base 241 to 1044 and encodes 267 amino acids. The record is from RefSeq and is a predicted model, not a curated record. NCBI's taxonomy places the organism in Eukaryota, Fungi, Ascomycota, Sordariomycetes, Xylariales, Hypoxylaceae.
GUAAGAUUUACGGUGUAGCUAUCUUAUCGGUUCAUCCCUGUACCUUUUUCUUUCCCAAUACAUGUACCAAGCUACCUAGGUAUGCCUCAACUUUUACCUGUGUGAUGCUAUCAACACAAACGAUGGCAGCAUACAGCACAAAAAUCAUGAUUUGGCGAUAGCAUUAACUUGCAUUAACUUGCUAGCUAAUGCUUCUUUACAUUCACAAAACACGACAGGCUCAAUCGCAAAACUACAACCAUGGCACCACCAACCAAAUCCUCCACCUCCGCCAUCAAAGGCGUCAACCCAGCGCCCGACUUCACCCUCGCCAUGAACCGGAUCCAGACCCAAUUCGAAGCGCGAACCAAACUCCUACGUAACGCGCUCCCAAAACCGCGUCCCGACUCCCAAAUCCAAACCAACUCUUCUUCCACCACGAAAUCCUUCUCCGCCCUCAGCGCCAACACACCCUCCUCCACCACCCAACCACAAUCGCGCUCCUCAUCUACAACAGCAGAAGCCCACCGUCGUGCGCAAGAAGCCGAAUUCGCCGAAGACCGCAACCUCGACCCGAACGCCGGUUUAGGUCUCUUCCCUCGCGUUUCCGCUGCCGAGAGCGGAAGAAACGGGGAAACAGCUAAGUUGCGCAGACGGCUGUUAGGCAAACGCGGAAGAGCCGGCGAUGAUACGGGGCAGUACAAACGCGCGCGCAAAGAAGAAAGCAGUGAAGACGAGGAAGCGGGGCGGAGCGGACUCGGAAGAGCUAAGAGGAACACAAACGGGAGGAAAAGAGCUAGAGCGGAAGUUAGCAAUAGGGAUGAGGAGCAAAAGGGAGAUGACAAUUCUGUAAAAAGCGUUGCGCCGCCUGAGGUUACGAUGACUAGCGCAGAAGAAACCGCAGAUCACGGCGACGCCGACGAUAGCCUCGCAGGUGGCUUAGACACCCCACCCUCAAAACCCCCCGGCGACGCCGAAUCAAAUGCAACUACCACCGAAGAAAAACCAAAAAGGAAGCGAAAGAAGAAAAAGAAGAAGCCAAAGACCAAAACAGACGGGGAUUAACGGCACUAAGAUCGCGACCUAUGCCGCCAUAUCGUACUAAUUCAUGUACAAUGACGGGUCUUCAGAGUCGGGGCCAUUUUCUGCGCAUAGCCCAUUUAGGCACGAGACAAGUAAAAUGAUAGAUCAUACAAGAAAUUAAGCUUAAUUGGGCUCGAGCUAUGAUACCUCGAUCCCUACGUUGCGCGAACUAACAAAGUCCUUCGCUUUCGAAAAUUAGCUACUUUGAAUGAAGAUGAUAAGAAUACAUGAUUAGUGACAUCGCGGAACCUAGUUGCGCGUGUUGAUUUGAAGUUGUUGAAUGAUAUUUCCCGCUUAGUUUCACAAUGAAGUCAGUCCCCUUUCCAAACCGGCAACAAGCUCGUGUUUUCCGUAUUGUACAUAUCCGUGGUAGACAGGUCAGUUCAGAAGUCCAUUCAUCAUCCUCACCGCCG